AACAUUCACUCUAAUUGUGAAAUCUUCAAACUACAAUCAUGUCACUUUACCACUAUUUCCGUCCAGCUCAACGUUCUGUUUUUGGUGAUCUCAUGAGAGAUAUGGCUCAGAUGGAACGUCAAUUUACUCCAGUUUGCAGAGGCUCUCCAUCUGAAUCUUCUGAGAUUGUUAACAAUGAUCAAAAGUUUGCCAUAAAUCUCAAUGUCUCGCAGUUCAAGCCAGAAGAUUUGAAAAUUAAUUUGGAUGGACAUACAUUAUCAAUUCAAGGAGAACAAGAAUUAAAGACUGAACAUGGAUAUUCAAAGAAAUCAUUUUCUCGUGUUAUUCUUCUACCCGAAGAUGUUGAUGUUGGUGCAGUUGCUUCAAAUCUUUCAGAAGAUGGAAAACUUUCAAUUGAAGCACCAAAGAAGGAAGCGAUUCAAGGAAGAUCUAUUCCAAUUCAGCAAGCGCCCGUUGAACAAAAAACUUCUGAAUAA
This is a messenger RNA of Caenorhabditis elegans, 476 nucleotides long. It is a transcript of the gene hsp-16.11, whose product is annotated as Heat shock protein Hsp-16.1/Hsp-16.11. The transcript is spliced from 2 exons. The coding region runs from base 39 to 476 and encodes 145 amino acids. The record is from RefSeq and is marked reviewed. Lineage: Eukaryota; Metazoa; Nematoda; Chromadorea; Rhabditida; Rhabditidae.